UACCAUGGCCACGAACAAUAAUUACUCUUCUGUAAGCAUAGAGAGGGAGACAAGCUGGGUGCUUGACAUGGAGAAGAAACUAGCACGCAACAAUCCAGCUGAGCUCUCCGACGAAGAGACUCAAUGGAAGAAACCAUCUAUAUUCAGAUUGCCAGAUUUCGUGAGGAUGAUGAUGCCAGAUGUGUUCACGCCAAAAGUUGUCGCAAUCGGUCCCUACCAUCAUGGCAAAAAUCAUCUUCAACCAAUAGAGUUUCACAAGGAAAGGGCUCUCCACCACUUCCUGAAGAGGAGUCUCAAGUCUCUGGAAGUUUAUGUGAGAGAAAUUAAGACUGUAGUAAAGGAGCUGCAGGGCUCGUACGUUGGGCUUGAGGAGGAAUGGAGGGAUCAAGAUAAUUUCAUAAAGCUUAUGAUAGUUGAUGGCUGCUUCAUGCUGGAAGUAAUGAGGCUCGAUUCGGAGCAUUGUAAACAUUAUGCCCCUAGCGAUCCUUUCUUUGGUCUGCAUGCGUUGCAGCACAAGAUUCCUUACAUGAGGAGGGACAUGUUGAUUCUGGAGAACCAACUGCCUAUAUUGGCAUUCAAGAAGCUGGUCUCUGUUGAAAAAAACGUAGAUGAAAAUGAAGCGGAACGUGAAAUCACGGAACUAGUCGUUAAAUUCUUUGUGCCGAGCAUCUACGAAGACAAAACGGGCCUCAAAGAAUUCACACAAGCAAUCCACGGCUUCCAUGCCUUGGACAUCUACCGCCGAAGCAGACUCUUCAUGUUCUCGAAAUCCAACCAACCACUGAGAAGUCCACGUCCUCCCAUCACCGACUUCGCCCUGAUGCGCUCUGCCACGCGGCUCCAUGAGGCCGGCAUCACCUUCCAACAGAGCCCUUCCACCGCCCUCACAGCCAUUGAUUUUAAGCCACGCUGUGGCAUCCUCACGCUGCCCUGCAUAACCGUGGAUGACACCACCCAGUACGAGUUUCUCAACAUGGUUGCCCUGGAACACCUACAUGCAGGGUGCGGCAGCGAAAUAUCUUCCUAUCUUGCCUUCAUGGACGCGCUGGUGGACUCAGCUGAGGAUGUGCAACUGUUGCACAAAAAUGGACUUGUCAACAAUGGGCUGGGGAGUGACGAUGACUUUGCAAGGCUUUUUAACAGUAUGAGCAGGGAGGUGAUAGUGGACCAAGGAGGAAGUUUGGGGUCAGUGCAGGUGUCGGUGGAGAAGUAUUGUCGGAAAAGGUGGAAUAAUUGGAAGGCGAACCUGGUGCAUACAUAUUUUAGGAAUCCUUGGUCAUGCAUAUCUGUUAUAGCUGCUGCAUUUGUCAUCUUGCUCACUAUUCUCUCUACCGUCAUCUCUAUCUUCCAGUGGAAAAAUGUGUGAUGCACAGAGUUUACUUGAUCAGUUCCUGAGCGCCAAUUAACAUGAUUUAAACGGAAUUAUAUGUUCAUU
This is a messenger RNA of Phalaenopsis equestris, 1435 nucleotides long. Its product is annotated as UPF0481 protein At3g47200-like. The record is from RefSeq and is a predicted model, not a curated record. Bases 5 to 1366 code for a protein of 453 amino acids. NCBI's taxonomy places the organism in Eukaryota, Viridiplantae, Streptophyta, Magnoliopsida, Asparagales, Orchidaceae. The transcript has 2 exons.